Molecule: messenger RNA, 2949 nt
Organism: Pseudonaja textilis
Lineage: Eukaryota; Metazoa; Chordata; Lepidosauria; Squamata; Elapidae
Source: RefSeq, a predicted model, not a curated record
UCCGCCUGCCCUCCAGGCGCCUAAGAUGGCCGCCGCGCCUGCGGCUCGCCCGUGAAGGCCGGCCAGGCGCCCCCGGGGAGGCAUGGAGCCGCCUCCCGUCCCGGCCGCCGCCGCCGCCAGCCCCGAGCGCCUCUUCGACUCCCACCGGCUGCCGAGCGACGGGCCGCUGCCGGUGCUGCUGGCGCUGCUGCUCUAUGCGCCGGUGGGGCUGUGCCUGCUGCUGGUGCGGCUCUUCGUGGGGCUGCACGUCUUCCUGGUCAGCUGUGCGCUCCCGGACGGCGCCCCGCGCAGGUUCCUGGUGCGCGCCAUGUGCUCCGUGCUGGGCCUCUUCGUGUGGCAGAGCCGGCCGCGCCGCGUCCGCGCCCGCGUCCUGGUGGCCAACCACGUCACGCCCUUCGACCACAACGUCCUGGGCCUGCUGGCCUCCUGCAGCGCGCCCGUGCUGAACGGCGCCGCCGGCUUCCUCUGCUGGUCCCGCGGCUUCCUGGAGGUGGCCGGCGCCGAGAGCCGCGCGGAGCUGCUGGAGUCGCUGAAGGGCUACUGCUUGCAGGGCGGCAAUCCGCCGCUGCUGCUCUUCCCCGAGGAGGAGACCACCAACGGCCGGGUGGGCCUGCUGCGUUUCAGCUCCUGGCCCUUCUCCAUCGUGGACGCGGUGCAGCCAUUGGCUCUGCAGGUCUGGAGGCCCUUCGUGGCUGUGAGCGUGGCUGGCGCUUCCUGGUUCACUGAGCUGCUCUGGACUUUCUUCGUUCCUUUCACCGUUUAUCAAGUAAGGUGGCUUCCCUCUGUGUACAGAGAAGCCGAGGAGACCCAGGAAGAGUUUGCCCUGCGAGUUCAAGAGCUUCUAGCUCUGGAGUUAGGCGUGGUGUCUACAUGCCUCACAGCCGCUGACAAAGCAGAGCACCUGAAGCGUCUCCGCCACCACCCUCCAGCUUCCCGUCCUCCCCCACCUUCAAGCCAACCCUCCGGGAGUCGGCCCCAAAUCUCGCGCAGCAUGCCCUCCACGGAGAACGUACACUUGAUAGGCCUGGCCCAGCGUGUCCGAGAAGUUCUACCCCAGGUGCCCAUGUCAGCUAUCCGCAAAGACCUAGCUCAGACUAACUGCGUGGACACCACAAUUGCCAAUCUUUUGGAGGGGCGGGUUCCCUUCGUACCAGAGGCAGAGACCGAAGGCUUUGUGGCUGCAGCUCCCUCCUUCUACGGUGCUCAGGAUCCUACCACCUCCCGAAUAGCCCCGGCAUCGGGGAAGCUCUUUGCCAGAUCUGCGGAAGCCAGACAACUCUCUCUCCAGGAACGGAAGCAAGCGCUCUGGGACUACGCCAGAAGGAGAUACACAGAGAAAUAUGGAAUAGCCCACGCGGAGGGCAGCUGCUGACCAGCUCCUUAGCCUGAACUUGUGGCUCGGUAGACAAUGAUCUUUGCAGGGAAUCACUGCUGUCCUGGGGCGACCAAGGCGGUGGCUCUUGAGAAGUAUUGUGUGUGCCAUCCAUGGGCUGCCUCUGCAGGUGGGGAGGCUGCAGCCAAGCACAGGCGGCCCAGCGUUCCCGCGUUCCCAGAGUCUCUGCCCAGCUUGGGGGGGGGAGGGGUCUUUAUGAAAAUAAACACGACUCUUAAUGCUCAUCCACUUGGGUCAGGUGCUGCUUGUUUUGGUAUGAGAGAGAGAGAAACCCCUGGAAAAGUCACGUUCUCUUUGGAAGUUUCCGGCUGCUGCAGGUAACUCCCAGCUUGACCACCUGGACUUCUCGUACUGUUCUGUCAGAGGGAAGAUUCCAGUGCAAGUGGUUGAUUUUUACAUCAGUGGUAGGGAGGGCGGUGGGGAACUGAUGGUAUGAAGGCCCUUCCGUGUUCCCUGCUCUUCCUGGGCUGCUUCACCGAAGGGCCUCCUGAGAAGCGUCUGAGCAUCUUCCAAGUGUCCAGACCAACUCUUUUGAAUUUUUAGGAGCCAGGAAAUUGGCUCGGAUGUUCUGAGAGAUGCUUCUGGAAGAUACUUUAUUGUUGCCAACCCACAAAAAAGGGGUUUUUUGUACUGAUUGUUGAAUUUUGUUACCCGUCUUCCGAUGGUUAUACUUUCCACGAAAUGAGCACUUACUACACUGUUUAAUGGUUUUAUCUAGGCUGUAUCGUUUACUGGAGUUUGCCAUGGUUGGCCAGUUUGUGGCUCAGCGUUGUGUGAACCCACACACACAGCUGGAGUAGUUGUGGUUGCUCUGCAGACGGGUUGCCUGGCCAUAUCUAUGCUCAGAGGGGUCGCUACCUUGGCUUGCCAGCAGCCCCGUGGGCUGGAGCUACUGGCUGUGUUAGUUAAGUCUGAUUUCUCAGCAGUUGGUAACCAGUUCCUAACUUAUCGGCUGUGUUUGCAUGGCAACCUUAUCUAGAGAUCCCUUGACUCAGAUUUCGAGGGUUGUGGGGCACCUUGGAACCCCUCUUAGUGGCCCCAACUGGGGUCACGUUACAAACUAGGUUGACUGGUUAGCAGCUCAACAUCCAGUGCAGACCCAAGCAGCGUUCUGGGUACAAAGCCAUUUCUGGAAGGAUCCUUUUUAGCUUCCCCCUUAAGCUGUGCUCCUUUCCAAUGGCUCAGGUGAGGAUGGUGAUAAAUGCAAAACUAAGAGGAGACUGGAGAAAUGUUUGCGUUUUAAAAGCUAAGGGAGCUUGUGAUCCGUUGUCCAGGGAAUUCUGAGGACCGUUUGGCAAUCCCCUCUGCGUGUUUUCACAGAAAUGGGAGAUUCCCUUCCCAUCAGAAACGGGGGAGAGAAAGAGGGAGGACUUUCCCACUCACCGUGGGGCAUUCUGAGGCUUUUGAGAUGGAAGUAGUAAAUUGCUGCUUCUGGUUGAUGUCCUUGAGUUGUGUGUCUGUCCGUCCCCACCCGGUUCUGCUUGCCUUUUGUGUCAUUUCUGCCAUUAACUUUCUGAUGAACGAUGAAUAAAUGCCAAGCAAUGGUUUUUGCUAGC